Molecule: messenger RNA, 1867 nt
Organism: Seriola dumerili (greater amberjack)
Lineage: Eukaryota; Metazoa; Chordata; Actinopteri; Carangiformes; Carangidae
Gene: necap2
Product: NECAP endocytosis associated 2
Exons: 8
Coding region: 28-795 (255 amino acids)
Biological process (GO): endocytosis
Cellular component (GO): clathrin vesicle coat; membrane
Source: RefSeq, a predicted model, not a curated record
UUUUUUUAGUCAGUGAAACUUGACAAAAUGGCAGAAGACAACACUUACGAGUCAAUGCUCUGCGUAAAGCCUGAGGUUCAUGUUUACCGGAUCCCGCCGCGGGCCUCUAACCGUGGAUAUCGUGCUGCUGACUGGAAGCUGGAUGAACCUGCAUGGAGCGGUAGGAUGAAAAUCACUGCUAAAGGCAAAAUGGCCUUCAUUAAGUUAGAGGACAAAAAUACAGGAGAGCUGUUUGCACAAGCUCCAGUCGAACAGUAUCCAGGUUGUGUAGUUGAAGCAGUCACAGACUCCAGCAGGUAUUUUGUGAUCCGGAUAGAGGAUGGCAAUGGACGUCAUGCUUUUAUUGGUCUGGGUUUUGCUGACCGCGGAGACUCAUUUGACUUCAAUGUCGCUUUACAAGACCAUUUUAAGUGGGUGAAGCAAGAAGGUGAGCUCGCAAAACUGGAAGCUUCUCAGAGCGCAGCACCUAAACUGGACCUGAGCUUCAAAGAAGGACAGACCAUCAAGAUCAGCAUUGGGAACAUCAAGAAGAAGGAUGCAGGUGGUGCUAAACCGCGGCCGAUGGGUGGCGGUCUGCUCCCACCUCCACCAGGAGCAAAGGCUGGAGGGGUCAUGCCGCCUCCUGGCGGACAGCAGACAGUCGCAGCUGUUCAGUCUAACACUGCCGCUCUUUUAGACUUUGGUUCCCCUGUCCCUGCAGCCCAGCCCAGCUCUGACGUGUGGGGAGAUUUCACAUCUGCAGGUUCCAACUCCAGUAAAGAUGCUGUCAAAUCAGGAUGGGUGCAGUUUAGUUGAGUUGUGGGAGAACGUGCACACACUCAGGUUCCAUACAUUCCAUGGACAGGACCAUUGUGGCAAAACAGAAAGAAACUAAAAGAGAGGAACUGUUAGUAAAACUUGACCGGCUCAUUCACUGCACUUGUACUGUCAAGAAUCUGUUCAUGUAUAACUAUAGCCCGCUGACCAACACACUCUGGAGGAACAAACAGUACAAUGUACAUAUUCUUUACAAUCUUACUCUGUUUUUUCACUCUCUGCUAUGCAGUGGGAUCUGUCUUUUGAUUUUUAGUCACCAGGUAACCACUAAACUGUCACUGUUGGAGCCUCUGCUCCCUGUGAGAAAAGUGAGCAUACCGAUGGUUGAAGGGAAACGUCGUCUCCUCACACUAACCAGGUCGGAACGUCUAUCCAUUGCCUUAAAUCAAAUGUUCCCGUAUUUUAUUCCUUCCUCCUUUCACUCUCAAUCUGUUCAGAACCAGAUUUGAUUGUAUCCCUCUGGUCCUUGUCUUCACAACAUCAUGCAUAUAUUUUCUUUCUGCUAUCAUACAGUUAUCUCAUUGCACCAACACCACUCAUCUCAAGGUUUUCUUUACCAUCUGGGAAGGUAAAAUAGUUUACCUAUUGAAGUAUCCAUGUUUUGUUUAGGUGUGUACCAGUGUGUGUGUGUGUGCGCGUGUGAGUCUGUGUGUGUUUUGUUUUCUGCUUGUAGUUCUUGUUUUGGGAGAUCUUUCAAGGCUACAUUGAUAGCUGAUGAUUAGUUUUACAUUAAAGCUCUUAAGCCCUCAUCAUAAAUACCAGGAUUUUUUUAAUCACGGUGUUGGACUAAAGUCAUGAUUGCCAUUUUGUCAUUCAAAGUCUGAAAAUGUUUUGUUGGUUUAUUCAUGGUUGGUUUUGUGUACACCCCUCUUAUACCUUUUCCUCGUGUGCUGUUGCUUUUUUUAAAUGUGCCUUUUACCAAAUUGAAUUUUCCUAAAUCUUGUUGAUAAUUUGCAUUGAGUAUUUGAUUAAGUGCCUUUCUGAAAAAGAUCUAAAAUGUGUAUAAAAUGUAAACCCAUGUCUUCUUGUAAAUAAACUAUAUAUUUCAUUG